Molecule: messenger RNA, 3095 nt
Organism: Drosophila mojavensis
Lineage: Eukaryota; Metazoa; Arthropoda; Insecta; Diptera; Drosophilidae
Product: T-complex protein 11-like protein 1
Exons: 6
Coding region: 857-2329 (490 amino acids)
Biological process (GO): signal transduction
Source: RefSeq, a predicted model, not a curated record
AGUUUUUUCGUUCUAUAAAUAUGCUGUGAAAAAAUAUAUCAAAACGAAUUUUGUGCUUGUCGCAGUCAGUUGAAAUUCAGUUAAUAAUUAGUUUAUAAUUUUUGCAAAUCAUCGGAAAUUUUGUGAACAGUUAGUUGAUAUGUAUAAUUAAAUUCGGAUACGGAUGUUUAAUUUUUUGCUUGACCAUCAUAUGCGAGGUGAGGUGCAUACUGGCUUUUAUUCUCGAACGUUGUGGAACAUAUGCGAAUAACAACAACUGCAUUUACAACAACAAAAACCUGAAAGCAAACACAACAAACAAAGCUGGCCUGCGCUUAGUUGAAAUUGAAAUCGUACAUUCAUAACAAAUUAUUACUCACAUUACAAUUUGGACAUCGUAAGCACGAGUAGCAUACGGGAAAAAAAAAUGUUUUAAAAUUGUGGAAAUGUGUUAAAAAAAAGAAAACAAAAAAAAAAACUGUAAAUUAAGUGGUAUUUACCAAAUUCCAAUUUUGAAGAAAAAAAAUUUUAAAUUACACAGUUCCUAUUGGUGAAAACCAGUUGCACGACAGCAACAACAACAGCGACAACAGCGGACAACAAAGAACAACAAAGAAGCCAAUUGCAGCAACCACAAAAACAAACUUCAAAACUAUUCAACUGGAAAAGUGACAAACGAUCCGAACAAUUCUCAGCUAUUCUAUAUUACUGUAUUACAAAUAUAUUAAUGAUAAACUGAGAAGUCUGGAAAUUCCGAGCAUUUGGAGAAAGUGUGCAAUCAAAUAAGAACAGGUGAAGUCCAGACCGUUACUAAAGCCAAUCAGAAAACCAACCGUCCGAUUGGGCUUUACGUUCAGCUUUACAAAAAAUCAGCAAAAUGGAGGCCAAAGAUAACAACAAGGAGCAGCCACAGCAGUCGGACAAUGAGAUACGCACGGAUAGCGAAAGCUCAACGGAUAGCAUGAUGCGCUUUGUGCUGCCCAGCCUGGAUGGUAGCCCCCCAAAAGUGGUCACCAUGGACGAGGUGGCGGGCAUGCUGAAAAAUCUCAAGAAUAUGGAGCUUGCCCACGAGAUAGCACUCAAUCCGGAGUUUAAGCUACAGCCAUACGAGCCGCCCAUGAACAGCUUGGAGGGUCGCAUCAAGGCGAUGGUACACAAAGCAUUUUGGAAUCUGUUGCGUGAGCAAUUGGAACGUGAUCCACCAUCAUAUGAUCAAGCCAUCCGUUUGCUAAGUGAGAUCAAGGAGGACUUUCCGCAGCUGCUCUCGCCGAACAAUACGAACGCCUUGUCGCGCAUCAAUGCAACACUAGAUGAGGCGCUCAUCCGUCAGCAGGCGGAGCGUGGCACGCUCGACUUUAGGUCCUAUGCCAACUUCGUGAUUAAUCUGUUGGCCAGCAUGUGCGCACCGGCACGCGAUGAGGCAGUGGCCAAGCUGCGAGAAAUCGACGAUGUGAUCGACACCUUCCGCGGCAUACUGGAGGUCAUGGCGCUGAUGAAACUGGAUAUGGCCAACUUUAUGGUUUCGGCAGCGCGCAAUAAUAUAGCAGCGAAUUCUGUGGAGUAUGAGAAGCAAAAGUUUAGUACAUUCUUGCGCGAAUAUCAUGGCACUGUUGGCUUUCCCGCCACCGAGGACUGGCUGCAACGUGCACGCGCCGGCUGCAACAACAACGAGGAAAUCCUUUUCAAUGCAUUCAAACAGCUGCUGAACUAUCCGGCUGAUAAGGAGUUUCCCGAACUGCUGCGCAUUGACAAGGAGCGCUUCGAGGGUCUCAGCUGGCGUUGUCAGCGUCUCAUUUUGUGCGCUGCGCUCAUAUCCAUUGCACAGGGCGUUCCAAUCAUAUCGCAGCGCCGUGAGAAUCGCAUCGAACUGGCCAAACAGCUGGACAUAAUCGUUCAGCAUGUCAAGCAGCAGGAUCAGCUGAGCUCUGUCAUCGACAACUGCUACGAGCAGAUUCGCUCGUUCAUAAACAAAUGUCUGGAGAAGGAGAAACUGCCGCUACUCAGCGAAUCGCAAGAGACACAAAUCCAAAGCCAAGUCAAGCAGCUGAUCAACAAAUCAUCACCUGUGCGCUCGCUAAUGGCCAAUCGUAUGGACGGUUUUGUGCGCGUUGCCUUGCGCUCGAAUGGCAACAUACCGCCGCCGCCCGCUGGCUUCGCUGACUUUGGGGAGGAGCUGGUCGCAUUCAUUGCAUCCUUCCGCCGCUUGGUAUCCUACAAUCACGCCGUAUUUGGAGAAUACUUCGUGCAGCUGCUCAACAAGCAGCGCAACAGCGCAGAGCCAACUGCGGACGCCAGCAACAGCAGCAGUAACAGCCUCUCGUCUAAUGUGGCCCAAACAGCCAAGCCUUAGGAAGAGAGCGAGAUACUGCGAGAGCGAGAGCGAGACCGAGAGAGUGUGUGUGCGUGUGUGUGGGGAAGAGGCAACAAAAUAUAUUUAUAUAACCAGGCUGCUGGGAUUAAGCGUUGGAAGCAAAAAAGCACAUAGAAAAAAAGAAAACAAACACCAAAACAAAAUGUUGAACGUUUAAGCUAUCGAACAAGAGCUAGCCUCUUGUUGAUAGCCAGCCAAUAGACCCAAACAAAUAACAGUAACAACGAAGACAAACAACAACAACAAAUGAAGGAUAUGAAUACGUUUUAUGCUGCGAGUAGCAACAUUUUAUGAAACUGGGUGCACUUAGCCAAGUGAUAUAAAGCAUCUACUAAAUAACAACUACUUGCACACCCAUACACCCAUAGACCCGUACACCAACACACCCACACAACUGCACACCUGUUUGAGGGCUGUCUGUGAUAAAUAAGAAUCUAAAACAACUGUACGAAAGCAACUGCUAGCUAUAUGAGUAUGUUAACAUACAGACAUAUAUGUAUAUAUAUAAUGUAUAUGUACAUAUAUGUGUGUGUAAGGACACGUGGGCACGCCCUCACUGAAAACCCAAAAGAACAAUGAACCCCAAAUCAACAAUUGGCAGCUGCAAAUGGACUUAACAUUUAACAUAAAAUUUUAUUUAAAAAAAAAAAAGCAACUAAAUUUUAACUACACUUUAGAAUAGAAAACAAAAUACAACUGUAUUAACAUUAAAUAAGUAAACAUAAUAAAAAUACAUAUACAUAUA